AUGAAUAAGAUCCAACGACGUCAGGCUCGCCGCUCGCCUAUGCCAAUGGCGUUUUCCAGUUCCCAGUUCCCACCGAGUCCAAUUUCCAAUGCACACCCCGUUGGGUCCCGUUGUGGAGACCGACAUUGGCCAAAUCUCCCCAGCGUACGCUACUUCACGGCUUGCACGGUACCUGCAUCCUGCGCAAUGGUCCUUGCUUCUGGCCUCCAAUCGACGGACUCGGACACUAACAGCUCUCGCCUGACGGCCCUGGCUCAGGACUCUCAUUGGAACCCUGUCCAUGCGUAUGCGCCCUUCAGAGAGGCUCCACGCCCGACGACGGGAAGCCUGCAGCAUCGACAGGGCAUCGCCUGGUUCUGGCUAUGUCGUCCGAACCCGUCAGCAAGUUUGCCAAUUCCAAGUUGUCUAUUUAUCACGAAAUGCAGCUCCUACAGAGCCAUCGGCCCAAACUAUCGGAUACGGCAGCUCGCUGGAUCCGGCAGCCUCUUAACCUCCGUUAGGAAUACAUGCAGGGGUCGCACCCUCGCUCUCUCCGUGAUAGGCUUGGCUCUCUCCAUGCUUUGCAUAUUAUCCACCCAAGCCACUUACUCCGUACUUGGAUCUCGCACCUGCUCGCUCAGGGGGCGUUUCACUCUGAUACUCGACUGGAAUGGAAGGGCACCAGAACCACGGAGUUUUCCUCGGCUUGACUCAGAUGACGUAAGUAUAACUCUCUGA
Molecule: messenger RNA, 717 nt
Organism: Colletotrichum paranaense
Lineage: Eukaryota; Fungi; Ascomycota; Sordariomycetes; Glomerellales; Glomerellaceae
Exons: 2
Coding region: 1-717 (238 amino acids)
Source: RefSeq, a predicted model, not a curated record